This is a messenger RNA of Pimephales promelas (fathead minnow), 801 nucleotides long. RefSeq names its product dual specificity protein phosphatase 14. Gene Ontology annotation, biological process: peptidyl-tyrosine dephosphorylation. Lineage: Eukaryota; Metazoa; Chordata; Actinopteri; Cypriniformes; Leuciscidae. Gene Ontology annotation, molecular function: MAP kinase tyrosine/serine/threonine phosphatase activity; protein tyrosine phosphatase activity. Gene Ontology annotation, cellular component: cytoplasm. The record is from RefSeq and is a predicted model, not a curated record.
CAGCUGUUGCGUCUCGGUCGACGGUAGGUGUCGCUGUGAGCGCGCAGUGUCCUCGAGCCGCAGUGAGUGGAAGAAGAGCUCUGAUGACAGCAGUCGCGCGCAGUGUUCACAUCAUGUCAGGAGGACUCGGAGGGUUCGCUCAGAUCACGGACUGUUUGUACAUCGGCAACGGCAAAACGGCAAACGACUCUUCAGUCAUACGCUCUCUCAACAUCACAUGUGUUAUUAAUGCAACUACUCAGGACACAAGAAACGCGAACAUUCCCACGAUGGAUUAUAUGCGCGUGUCCGUCUCCGAUGAUCCCGAAUCCAGACUCGCGGAGCAUUUUGACGCAGUCGCUGAUAAGAUACAGCAGGUCUGUGAAGAGCAUGGACGAGUCCUGGUUCACUGUAACGCAGGCGUCAGUCGAUCCGCGUCUCUGUGUCUGGCGUUCCUGAUGAAACACUGUCAUCACACACUAGCGGAGGCUCACACACACCUCAAAGCUCAGAGACCCAUCAUCAGACCGAACCCCGGCUUCUGGAGGCAGCUCAUCGAGUACGAGCGCAAAAUACAUGGAGAAAACACAGUCAGAAUGAUCAACUCUCCUGUUGGAGACAUUCCAGAUUUAUAUGAGAGAGAAACAAGGGGAUUGAUCCCACUUUAGGAGAGGAAAUGUGUGUUUCUCUUAUUAUUUCAUUCAUAUUUGAAUGAUUUUGAAUUUUUUUGGGAGGGCGUAUCAACGAUAUGUUUGAUUUUAUAAGUUCAUAAUUAAGUGUUUGUGAUGUUAUGCAAUAAAAAGACAGAAAAUGGCGGAAGAA